AUGACUCCGACGAGAUCUCAUGAAGAAAAAGCACCUAAAAAACUAAAAGCAUUAGUCUCAAUUGAACGACAUUAUCGACAAAAAAAAAGUACCGGAAUGGACGACUCCAACAACAAAAUUUUACCAAGAAAAAGCACCCAAAAAAACAAUCAAGUAACAAACAAAAAGCUCAAAAAAAAAAGAACCUAUACUUCCCUGAAAUAUAACACCAUUGGCGAAAAAAAAGUACCGAAAUGGACGACUCCAAUGACAGGACCUCAUGAAGAAAAAGCAUUUAAAAAAUUGAAAUCAUUAAUAUCAAAAAAACCCAAAUUGGACGACACUAUCGGCGAAGAAAAAGUAUCAGAAUGGACGACUCCAACAAGAUGGGAUCCCACAAAGAAAAGCACCUAA
Messenger RNA from Racocetra fulgida, 393 nucleotides. The record is from the annotation of a GenBank genome assembly. NCBI's taxonomy places the organism in Eukaryota, Fungi, Glomeromycota, Glomeromycetes, Diversisporales, Gigasporaceae.